Messenger RNA from Tilletiaria anomala UBC 951, 1558 nucleotides. RefSeq lists its product as uncharacterized. The record is from RefSeq and is a predicted model, not a curated record. NCBI's taxonomy places the organism in Eukaryota, Fungi, Basidiomycota, Exobasidiomycetes, Georgefischeriales, Tilletiariaceae. The transcript has a single exon. The coding region runs from base 280 to 1488 and encodes 402 amino acids.
GAGGGUUGGAAGAAAAGGAUGCGUGGGUCGGUUGUGGUCGCUAGUGUUGGUUGAUGGAAGAAACGACGAGCCGCCCUCUGGCAAAAGCACACUGUUCCAGUGCCUACCUGUCAUUCCCCAUCCCUCCCAGUGGGGAAGCCCACCACCGCAUACUUGGGACCAAUCCUCUGCGUCUGAUUCAUAUAUGCACCAGCAACAGCUGCUUUAGAUGAGCUCCAACCGAGCGACGCCGACGCUAGAGGGGGGGUUUUGGACACACGGGGGAAUGACUCGGCGCGAAUGAGGGGGAAAGCGGGCCGCCGCCAGCAGCAGCAGAAGCAACAUGGUGAUGGCAAGGCCACGUCCAGCGGCAAGAAUGGCGAGCAUGUGCAGCCGGUCCUCCGAUCUUCGGCCGACGCCGUGACGCCCCGCAUCUUGAUCCUGCGCUUCGAUAAGGCAGCACAGCAGCACACUGCGCUCGCACGUAUCGAGGCAUUUUACGAAGCGCAAGCGCAGGUGCACCGGCACCUGCACGAUACUAGUGGCACCGGCGACGCGCGACGGUACCUCACGCUCAAGCAGGCCGCCGAUGCCAAGGUGUGCAAGAAUUACGAUGGGUUCAACUUCCCCGUGGCGGCCGUGACUCAGUGGUUAGAAGCCAUGCGCGAGGCAACGACUGGUACUGCAUCAAACGACGAGGGCGAACAGGACAAGGACAGGUUGUAUGAAGACGGGUCGAACAGUCGCUUCUGGGAGGUGGAGUGCAAUGCGUGGGAGAUCGCCCUGCUGCACCAUCUUGCAUCCAAAGGUGUCCGCGUACCAGGAAUUCCAGAAACUAGUUGCAACCAGCAAGAUGAUGUUCCCUGCCCUAGCACAGUAGAGGUAGCAGUAGCAGCAGCCAUUUCAGUCGACGGCCCGGCCACGGACCCAAGUACAGAGAGUAGCAGCCGCUGCACGAGAGACAGUCUUGGUGAAGGCACCGGCGCGAAGUCGAUGCUAGGGAUCAUUGCACGACUGAAGCAUCUCGAUCUGGCACCGGACCAACCCUCGGUCGAUGUGGAAACUGAAUCAAGGGAGAGUCUUCCAGCCCCGACGUACAUCAUCUCGACGCUUGCCUCGCCCAUUGGUCUGUCGACGGUGCUCGCGCACGAGCGGCAGCACGCACUGUUUUACCUGCAUGCGCGUUACGCGGCUGCUUGCCGUGACUACUUCCCCGCCGCUGAGAGCAAGGUCCGCACAGCGGAAGCGGCGCGCAAGCCGCUGCACACGGCUGCGAUCCAGCGAGCGAUCGAGUACGAGCUGGCGCUGCGGCGCUACCCGCGUGUCGUGUGGGUCGACGAGUGGCAAGCCUACCUCUCUGUCCCGCUGCGGCACCUGGACGUGAAAGAGUUCGGCAACAAGUGCGCCGGGGAAGUGCAGGAUGUCGCUGGCUUCAUGCGCGGGGAGAGCGAGCGCGCUUGGGCGGAGCUUGCGGCCGAAGAGGAUGGAGUGCUGCCAAGGAGCCGGUGAUGAAGUGUGUGCGUUGGGACUAUCUUUCUAGAGGCAAUUGAUGUGCACCGCGCAAAAGCAACAUCAUUUU